UAGCACACGGUUCCUCCAACAAUAUAGCACUCAUAUAACAAGUCCCAUCAAUGUGGUGGACAUAUCACCGUUUGAUUUGGAUUUUUAUCAGUAUCUUCUGCUUAGGCAGAUCAAUGCCCUUUGGGCAGGUUGUGCCCUUCCGGUUCCUAUUUAAGGCCAUCCUCGAGAGCCACCUAGUAGCAAUCCUUACCGAACACCCCCAGGAAGAAACUUAACAGGAUGUUCACAUUGCUGACCAAACUUCCCAUCUUCCUAUUCUUUUUGGCUGCAUUUGGGGCGUCUUUCUCAGUGGCUCUCCCGACAGAUCAUGGCCAUGGGGUCAGAGCGCCCGAACCUACUAUGGAUGCAUAUGCCAAACGUUUGGAGCUGCUCAAGGGUCCGCUUGCCGCUAAGGACUCAAGUAAGUUCCAAAUACCAAUUAGUGUUCGCAUUGUAGCUCACUAUCAGACUAGGCCCCAAAAGAUUUGGUCACCCGAUCCCUGGGUAUGUGUCUUUGGCGAUGUUACCAUAUUUCCAUCUCACGUUAUAAUUACCUAGUUGGCCUGAGGCUUCACCUGCCCCUAAAUAGAGCCAGACAGUG
This is a messenger RNA of Cantharellus anzutake, 580 nucleotides long. RefSeq lists its product as uncharacterized. NCBI's taxonomy places the organism in Eukaryota, Fungi, Basidiomycota, Agaricomycetes, Cantharellales, Hydnaceae. The record is from RefSeq and is a predicted model, not a curated record. The transcript has a single exon. The coding region runs from base 220 to 537 and encodes 105 amino acids.